UCAUCAAUAUGAAAGUCUCUCAAUGCUGUCACUGUCACUUUUAGUUAGUGAAGAAUGAUUAGCGAUUUUAAUUAAUUUAUAUUUUCACCUAAAACGAAAUAAUGGCAUCGAACGAGAAGAAAGCGCAGCAACUGAUUGCCGAAGCAGAGAAGAAACUAUCGGCUUCGAAAGGUUUUUUUAGUUCCUUGUUUGGGGGUUCCGCUAAGGUUGAAGAUGCCGUCGAGUGUUACCAAAGAGCUGCGAAUCUGUUCAAAAUGGCCAAGAAUUGGGGACAGGCGGGCAGUGCUUUUUGUGAGGCUGCCAAUCUACAUUCAAAAGCUGGUUCUCGUCACGAUGCAGCAACCAACUACGUCGAUGCUGCGAAUUGCUAUAAAAAAUCCGAUAUCAACGAAGCUGUAAAUUGUUUACUGAAAGCGAUAGAAAUCUAUACGGACAUGGGACGCUUUACGUUGGCCGCUAAGCACCACCAAACCAUAGCAGAAAUGUAUGAAACCGAUGCUGUGGAUUUGGAACGUUCCGUUCAGCAUUAUGAACAAGCUGCUGAUUAUUUUCGGGGGGAGGAAAGCAACUCGUCAGCGAAUAAAUGUUUACUCAAGGUUGCUCAAUAUGCGGCACAAUUAGAAAACUACCCAAAAGCAAUCGGAAUAUAUGAGCAAGUGGCGUCCUCGUCAUUAGAAAGUUCUUUACUGAAGUACAGUGCUAAAGAGUAUUUAUUCCGUGCUGCAUUGUGCCACUUAUGUGUCGAUUUAUUAAAUGCUCAGCAUGCGAUGGAACGAUACACGCAAAUGUACCCUGCAUUUCAAGAUUCUCGCGAAUAUAAAUUGUUACAAACGUUAAUUGAACAUUUAGAAGAACAAAAUGUCGACUCAUUUACAGAUGCGGUAAAAGAGUACGAUUCCAUCUCGCGUCUGGAUCAAUGGUACACUACGAUAUUGUUACGCAUUAAGAAACAGAUCAACGAAAGUCCCGACUUACGUUGAGUGUGUCUUAGCCGAUCAUUUCUUGCGCUAUACUUAUAUAGCACAUUUCUAGUUGCUAACAUGUUUUUGAAUAAUUAGGAAAAAUUCACUAGUACUGCGAGCGCGUCAAGUGCAAGCGUGGUAAUUAACUUUGCAUUGGUAUCAAGUUAUUGAGGAAACUGUGUUAGUUACCAGAGUUACUAGUAACAUUUUAUACUAUGUAUUGUGCACUUGUCUCUUGUAUCAUUCCACUGUAUACAUUGGAUGUAAAUAUAUAUAAAUUUAUCAAUGUUUUGCGUCAACAUUAGAAUGUAAUCUAUCAGCAUUACUGUUUUAUAUUAUCAAUGUUAAAGUCGCUUAUAGAGUAUAUUGCUCCCCGCAAGGUGACAUGUUGACAUUAUUAUAAGUUGAUUUUAUGAACGUUUUGUUAAUUCUUGUUAUUAUUUGGACUAACUUUUUGUAAACUAUCUAUAGUUUUAACUUUUUUUUGUUAGGCAACAUUCGAAAGUAUCCGGUUUUGUUUCUAAAACUGUUCAUAUAGAAUAAUCUACAAUUACACGCAUGAUUAAUGAUGAAUUUUUUAAAUUAGAAUUGUAGGAUGCUACAUCGAUAAUGUAAUAAACUUUCUCUUGCCAAA
Molecule: messenger RNA, 1596 nt
Organism: Photinus pyralis (common eastern firefly)
Lineage: Eukaryota; Metazoa; Arthropoda; Insecta; Coleoptera; Lampyridae
Gene: alphaSnap
Product: alpha-soluble NSF attachment protein
Exons: 3
Coding region: 102-980 (292 amino acids)
Biological process (GO): intracellular protein transport; SNARE complex disassembly
Cellular component (GO): SNARE complex; vacuolar membrane
Molecular function (GO): soluble NSF attachment protein activity; syntaxin binding
Source: RefSeq, a predicted model, not a curated record